ACAAUCCAAGAUGGCGGCUCGAAGUUGGUCAAAAGUUGUGCGUACUUUUACUCGAGCGAAAAACACUUCUAGCAAACUAUUUAAUCCACAAGAGAGCGUAAUAGUUCGGCAACCUGCUGUUGCAACUACAGUACCUUCUGUUUCGCCAUUUCCUUUGAAGUUAGAAACAUAUUUAAGACUGGCCAAUAUUCCUUAUAAGAAUCGUUUUGGGAGAGCGUUUUCUUCCAAAGGCAAAAUACCAUGGAUGGAGUACAAAGACGAUAAGGUGGCUGAUUCGAAUUUCUGCAUAAGGUACCUGAAUGAGAAGUUCUCUGUGGAUUUAGAUGCAGGAUUAAGUGCAAAAGGGAAAGGUGUUGGUCAUGCUGUACUCACGAUGUUGGAAGAAAACACUUACUGGACUAUAGUCUAUUAUCGUUGGAUUGAGAUUCCCCACAAAACUACCAACUUUCUUUUUCCAACUGCUUCUCCAUGGAUGAAAAAACUUAUAGCCUUUGGAGGUCAGCGUAGAGUAAAGAGUUAUCUGCAUGGCCAUGGAAUUGGCAGACACACCAAAGACGAGAUAUAUUCCAUUGCAUGCCGUGAUCUUGCAAGUAUAUCAGCAAUGUUAGACAACGCCCCAUUCCUUCUAGGUGAUAAACCAACGCUUGUUGAUACAGCUGCCUUUGGUUUGUUAGCUAACAUUGUAUGGCACGACACAGAAUCUCCACUCAGUGCAAUGAUAAGAAAGGAUUUUCAAAAUAUUGAAGGUUAUUGCCAAAGGAUUAAGGAGCAAGCAUGGCCAGAUUGGGAUGACGAAAUUGCUAAGAGAAAAGCAAUAAUGUACAAAAAGAAGUAACUGAAUUAUACAAAGCACACAUUCAAGUUCUCGUACAACACAGACCUCUUUAGCUUUGGCAUGAUAUUUCCCAUUUCAGACCAUGUCAUUCCCUAUAUUAUCAUUUCUAUGUUUAACAGUUGUGCAUGAUGAGACACUUGAAUAUGGAUACAACUAAAAGAAUCUUAUUCUCAAAGAAAAUGACACAUGGUUUGAAAUGGCAAAACUUUACUACUCAGAACUAGCUGAGUGGUGAAUUUUGUUUUAGCCAAUCACAGCACAUUUAGCUGUUUUUCUGCUGACCCAUAUUCCCAGGCUACUGUAAAACUGUUGCAUGUUUUUCUGUUUUCUUUUGACAGAAAGCAGAAAUAUGAAAAGGAAGAAUAAAAAAUAUUUCACUUUUUUGCCAUGUUUGCUUGCUCUUUUAAGCUUAGGGUUGGUCAUUUUGUCCAAUCAUGCUUUGCGCACUGCUCAGCUGGAAGCUAAUGCAGAAGUCUAUAAUAUAGUCUGGCACCAACAGGUCACAUGACCCUGCCCUCCCUUAACACAAGCAGCUGUGUGAACAACAAGAUGGAGCUUAGAGCUCUGUUGUGACUGUCCCACCAUGAUUGAUGCAACAGCUAAAGCUUAGAGUCCUUUGCAUUGCAAGUUAGCAUAAUUCCCAACAUUGCUGUCACAUAAUAUCAAUAAUCUAUAAACAAAGUCAACAAUUGGAGUAUUAAAAAACCUCUUAAUUAAUAAUACCAAUUGAAAAACAUUUAUUGUUCAUUUCCAUGACCUUAUUCACUACAUAACAUUUCAUUUGUAAAAUUCAUAUGAAUGUAUAUUGUAAAAUUAAUAAAAGCUAUUCCCCAACAUCUUGACAAAGGUCAAAACGUUUUUUACCUUAUUUCAGGGUCAUCUAAGCUGAAUCUAUUUUGAGGGUGGAAGGGGUAUGGUUAUAAAUUUCAGUUAACUAUACAAUCUUAAAUAAUUAUUGUAAAUUAAGUACAGUGCAAUAAAUGUAAUCUUACAUAUUAAAUAAACCCUAAGGGCUUACAAGUACAGAAUAUGACAAUGUAUGGACUCAAAACCUCUAUUAAUAUUCUUUAAAAAAUGUAUAUUAAAAUGUGUUACCCCUUUUAAAAACCUGAAAAUAUUGUAAUAUCUGGAUCAGCACUUGCCCUGCAUAGUACUACCCUCUGCCAAAUUAAUGCUAUUCUUUAAAGUAUUGCUAAUAAACAAAUUAAGUCAUAAUAGUAAAGGGAAGAAGACAUUUUUUCAUUUGAAACCUGAAUAGUGCCCAAGUUGCCCUGUAGAUUAUUAUUUUAAAAUAUGUUAAUCAGUUUUUCAUAAUCUAGCAAAUUUUUCUUGCAAAAAAAUGUCAAUUUGCUUCAUUUGAUAAAAUAUAAAUCACAUCUUUAAUCUUUCAAAGCAAUAAAAACACCUCAAUUUUUGUUACACUAUUAACAAGUUCCAGAAAAUAUCAAUAUCCCAACAAAGAAGGAAAUCGGAAAUUCUGGAGGGGAGGGGGGUUCACAGAAAGUACAAAAUUACAGAGUUUGUAUGAAAGAAAAUUGUUUUUGGGGUAGGGUGGUCCUUUUACCUAAUUCCCUCCAUGGUGGGGCUAUGGAUAUUAUCUGGAAAACACAAUUAGAGGCAA
Messenger RNA from Actinia tenebrosa (Australian red waratah sea anemone), 2456 nucleotides. RefSeq names its product failed axon connections homolog. NCBI's taxonomy places the organism in Eukaryota, Metazoa, Cnidaria, Anthozoa, Actiniaria, Actiniidae. Gene Ontology annotation, cellular component: cytoplasm. The record is from RefSeq and is a predicted model, not a curated record.